This is a messenger RNA of Trypanosoma brucei brucei TREU927, 864 nucleotides long. RefSeq lists its product as hypothetical. The transcript has a single exon. Lineage: Eukaryota; Euglenozoa; Kinetoplastea; Trypanosomatida; Trypanosomatidae. The coding region runs from base 1 to 864 and encodes 287 amino acids. The record is from RefSeq and is a predicted model, not a curated record.
AUGGUCAAGCGGUCCCCCUCCCCUUCAGUUGAUUCUGUGGAGAGAAUUUAUGACAUGCUCUGCGCUGCGCAGUUGAAGGCCAACACAGAGGAAGAAGAAAUUAGGGCUCUUCGCCUUCUUAUCGCCACUGCGGAAGUUGAGAUAAAAACAGCACAGGAAUCUAUGCGCGAGCUACAGGAGCAGCAUGAAGAAGCCUCAAGGGAGGUUUCUGUGAAGAAAAGCACAUUGGAGGAGCAGCGACACCGGUGUGUUGGUGCAGUAGAAGCACUUGCAAGCUCACGGGAGGCGUUAACCCGAGAAAUUGAAGACAUUCUUCGCUCGGAGUUGCCGCCUCAUCCAGCGGUGUCUGCCGUGAAAAAAACAGUGCGGUCCUCGUACGAAAUUAUAUCCCCAGCGAAGCUCCGAGACGCUGCCUUGAGCCUAAGAAGGAAAAUUGAGGAAGCGAUCAAACACCACCACCUGUGCUGUGAGCAAAACCAAAGCCCAUCAAGCAUUGGGGAUGGAUGGGGAGACUCCAAGAAAGGGUUCAGACAUUCGUUUGUUGUUCACUUCAAAUGCGCUGAAGCCGCCGUGUCGAACACUGGCGACGAAGCAGCGGGUGCGGUUCCAGAGCCGAGACAUGUCUCUGCAGCUCGAGUAGAGCUUAAUGUUGGCAAAGAUGCGAAUGACACAUUGGGAAAGCGGAAGCGGAAGGUUAUCACUUUCGACGAUGAGCAACUGGAGGCGCAUUCCGCUGCCUUCAGACCUUCGGCGGCAGCUGUAGCGACUCCGCGGCCGUCGUCCAUUUCUUGUGAUCUCACGAUAAUCAGGCCGCGGCUUCCACGCCGUACUUUGUGGCGUGCAGAGCAACGCGAGCUGAGUUGA